GAUUAAGUGACGGUUUAAAAAUGACAACUUCAUGGAGUGACAGACUCCAGAAUGCAGCAGAUCUUCCUGCAAAUAUGGAUGGGCAUGCUAUGAAAAAGUACCGUCGGGAAGCCUAUCACCGGGUCUUUGUGAACAGAAGUUUAGCAAUGGAAAAGAUAAAGUGCUUUGGUUUUGAUAUGGAUUACACUCUUGCUGUGUAUAAAUCCCCUGAAUAUGAAUCUCUUGGAUUUGACCUGACCGUAGAAAGAUUAGUUUCCAUUGGAUACCCUCAUGAGCUGCUCAGUUUUGUCUAUGAUCCUGCAUUCCCUACCAGAGGCCUGGUGUUUGAUACGCUUUAUGGAAACCUGUUGAAAGUUGAUGCUUAUGGGAACCUCCUAGUUUGUGCACAUGGUUUUAACUUCAUCAAAGGGCCAGAAACUCGGGAGCAGUACCCAAAUAAAUUUAUUCAGAGAGAUGACACAGAAAGGUUUUACAUUCUGAACACGCUGUUCAAUCUACCAGAGACCUACCUGCUGGCAUGCCUAAUAGAUUUCUUUACGAACUGUGACAGAUAUUCUAACUGUGAAACAGGAUUUAAAGAUGGAGACCUCUUUAUGUCCUUCAGAAGUAUGUUCCAGGAUGUCAGAGAUGCUGUUGACUGGGUUCAUUACCAGGGAACUCUCAAGGAAAAGACACUUGAGAAUCUGGAGAAGUACGUUGUGAAAGAUGUAAGUAUGGGGUUAUUUUGCUGAGCUGUCAUGAAUGAGGUUGGAAAGGUGUUUCUUGCCACAAACAGUGACUAUAAAUACACAGAUAAAAUUAUGACUUAUUUGUUUGAUUUUCCUCAUGGACCAAAGCCUGGAAGCUCUCAUCAGCCCUGGCAGUGCUACUUUGACCUAAUUUUAGUGGAUGCACGAAAACCCAUCUUUUUUGGAGAAGGCACAGUAUUGCGCCAAGUGGACACUGCUACUGGCAAGUUGAAGAUUGGUACCUACACAGGGCCCCUGCAGCAUGGCAUUGUCUAUUCGGGCGGUUCCUCAGAUACAAUUUGUGACCUGCUGGGGGCCAAGGGCAAAGACAUUUUGUACAUUGGAGACCACAUCUUUGGAGACAUCCUAAAGUCCAAGAAACGUCAGGGCUGGAGGACCUUCCUAGUAAUUCCUGAACUAGCCCAGGAGCUGCAUGUGUGGACUGACAAAAGCUCCCUUUUUGAAGAGCUGCAGAGUCUGGACAUUUUCUUGGCAGAGCUGUACAAGCAUUUGGACAGUAGCAGCAAUGAACGCCCUGACAUCAGUUCCAUCCAGAGACGUAUUAAGAAAGUGACUCACGACAUGGACAUGUGCUAUGGGAUGAUGGGAAGCCUGUUCCGUAGUGGCUCAAGACAGACCCUCUUUGCCAGCCAGGUGAUGCGUUAUGCAGAUCUCUAUGCAGCAUCUUUCAUCAACCUCCUGUACUAUCCGUUCAGCUACCUCUUCAGAGCUGCCCACGUACUGAUGCCACAUGAAUCCACAGUGGAGCACAUUCAUGUGGACAUCAAUGAAAAGGAAUCGCCUCUGGCCACCCGCAACCGCACCUCAGUGGACUUCAAAGAUUCCGACUACAAACGGCAUCAACUGACCCGGUCCAUCAGUGAGAUAAAACCUCCUAAUCUCUUCCCUCAGACUCCUCAAGAAAUCACACAUUGCCACGAUGAGGAUGAUGAUGAAGAGGAAGAGGAGGAGGAAGAGGAAUAGGAAAGAAAAAAUGAAGCCUCUUUGAAGAUAAAACGUGUUUGUGGCAGUGAUGAGCUGGAGCAGAUUCUCUUGUUCGGUUCCAGGGGAGUGGGUGCGAUUCUUUCAAAGACACAUUUUGAAAGUUUCUAAAACCUUUUUAAAAUUAACACUAACCAGGAGGAGCCCCUUUGUUUUAUUUUUGCAAAUCGGCUCUUUGCAGACAGUUCAGCAUGCCCCUGGAUUCUGUACUACAGGAGAUUCUAACAAUGCAGUCAGAUUGGACUGCACACACGUGUUUCUAAAAUGCUGGUCCUGUUACAUAUUCGGGAUGCUGCAUGUUUUUCCCUUUUUUGUCCCACUGAUGUAAUUCUUCUGGUUUUCAUUGAACGGCGUCCUACCAACAAUUUGGUAUUGGUACAGUCUCUGCAGGGAAGGAAGGAUGCAAUAGGCCUUGUCACAGCCAAAAUGGUUUGAAAAGAAUCCUGCUGUGAAUUGUGCCAGUGUUCUUAACACACAGCUUUUUGGCUACAGAUUCUCCCUGUACUAAAUACUGUGAUGUAUCCAGGGAAGCAUUAUAGCUUCCAGCAUUGAAUUUACCCUCUGCUAAGCACAAGUUUCCCCUUAUAAGCAGUUCAGUGUUCUAAAUUACUCUGGCAAUAUCUGAUUUCUGGGAUUCGGGUGCUUACCAACAUUCAGUAGUUUUCGGUUUGUAGGAAAGUCUGUUGUCCUCCCCUUGGUGGAUAAAGGCUUAAUGGUUCAUUGUUGGCACGUAAUGCAUGAUUUCUGUUACAUUUUGAAAACAAGUGAGACUUGUCCGUGCUCUCAUCUAUCCCCUUCCUCAAACCCUCAUAUAUUUUGAACAAGUAUUGUUAGCAUAGGAGCUUAAAAUCAUAUCUUUAUGUUAGUUAUUUUUUCCCCUAAUUUCUGUUACUUUUUCCUCUGCUCAGCUUUAAGAAAGGAACGGACAGCAUCAAAGUAUCCCAAAGAUACAAAAGCCAAACAGCAUCUGGAGUGGAAGUUUGUGCUCAGGCCAUCCAGCCUAGUCUGAACUUGGCCCAUGCUAGGAUCAUGUAAUGCAGGGCUGGUGCAAUUGUGUGACCCAUUCAAUUCCACAAUGCACCUUGCAGCUGCCCCAUGGCACAGUUCUAGCCAAGAGAUUUGGCUUAGUCGCCAAGUGCCUGUGCUAGGACCUGCAGGUGCUGCAGGCUGUUACCUCCAUUUCAGAAAUGAACAUGGUGCAGUCUAUUCCAUUGUCCUGCAAACUGCUCUCCAUGUCCUGUCUCUGCCCUUUGGGCUUCCAUCUUGUAUGGUCCUGUUCCCUGUAAGGUGUGGUACUCAGGGCAGCAUGGCUUACUCCAGACUGCCAUUCGUUAGUGAAGGGAGCACAGUGAGGGCCUGUUUUUAGAUCUUUUGGUUCAAUCUCAAAUUGCAUUUGAUCUGAUGCCGGUGUAAUAUACAGUGAAAAACAAUCAGCAGGAGGUGCUGGUGCAGCAGGUCUACAAGUCAAUAAACCAUCAUGAUUCUGAGA
Messenger RNA from Pelodiscus sinensis (Chinese soft-shelled turtle), 3219 nucleotides. Lineage: Eukaryota; Metazoa; Chordata; Testudines; Trionychidae. The record is from RefSeq and is a predicted model, not a curated record.